GUGGACUAUCACGCAGCCACGGUGUGUUCUCGUACAUUCCCUCUCUCUUUACUUCUGUCUUGUUUAUCUCUCUCCAUAUAUAUUUUAUCGUUAACCAAAAAGGCAUAAUACCCGCUGUUGACAAAUAAACCAACCGGCCACGUCUGAACGACACCAGACUGAAGCAAUGACAGGCUCAAAUGAGUACAAGCUGAACCAGGGACCAGAGGAUGGCAUCUCUGCUGUCAAGUUCAGCCCCAGCACAGCCCAGUUUCUCCUGGUUUCCUCUUGGGACUGCACCGUCCGUCUCUAUGAUGUGGGAGGCAACACCAUGCGAAUGAAGUACCAGCACACAGCUCCAGUUCUGGACUGUGCAUUUUAUGACCCCACACAUGCUUGGAGUGGAGGUUUAGAUGCACAGUUAAAAACGCAUGAUUUGAACACAGAUCAAGACACAAUAGUUGGAACACAUGAUGCCGCCAUUCGUUGUGUAGAGUACUGCCCAGAAGUUAAUGUCAUGGUAACGGGUAGCUGGGAUAGAUCAGUUCGACUGUGGGACCCACGGACACCCUGCAAUGCUGGCACCUUUACUCAGCCUGACAAGGUGUAUACCCUCUCUGUGGCUGGAGAUAGGCUGAUUGUUGGCACAGCUGGAAGACGAGUCCUGGUCUGGGAUUUAAGAAACAUGGGCUACGUACAGCAAAGAAGAGAGUCCAGCCUGAAGUAUCAGACUCGCUGCAUUAGAGCCUUCCCCAACAAACAGGGAUAUGUCUUGAGUUCAAUUGAGGGACGUGUAGCUGUGGAGUACCUGGACCCAAGCCAGGAGGUUCAGAAGAAGAAAUAUGCUUUCAAGUGCCACAGGCUGAAGGAAGAAGGAAUCGAGCAUGUUUAUCCUGUCAAUGCCAUCUCAUUUCACAGUGUUCAUAACACCUUUGCCACAGGUGGCUCAGAUGGCUUUGUGAACAUCUGGGACCCAUUCAACAAGAAGCGCCUGUGUCAGUUUCACCGGUACCCGACCAGUAUCGCAUCACUGGCCUUCAAUAAUGAUGGCACCAUGCUUGCAAUUGCCUCCUCCUACAUGUUUGAGAAAGGAGACAUCAGCCAUCCAGAGGAUGCCAUCUUCAUCCGCCAGGUUACAGAUGCUGAGACAAAGCCCAAGUCAACCUAAGUACACAGAGGAAGAGUUCCCUCUGCAUUUGAAGCCUUUAUCACAUUGGAUUUAUCUGCUGGCAUCUAGAUGUUUUCCUUUCAUUUCUUUCCAUUCCCAAACAGCAUUUGUAAUUUAAGUAACAUUUGUUACGUUUUUUUCUCUUUUCUGGUUUGUCAAAUAUUUCAUUCUUGUUUUGUUCUUUCUUGACUAAAUAAUUUUUGUAAAUACUGUACCUUUUUUGACUUUUUUUUCUUUCUUUGCCACACUGUAGUUGUCCUUGGAUCAGCCUUUUAAUGCUGACAGUUUGAUACUUGGAAUAUAAUAAAUGUUCAGAUUUGACCAA
Messenger RNA from Archocentrus centrarchus (flier cichlid), 1472 nucleotides. It is a transcript of the gene bub3, whose product is annotated as BUB3 mitotic checkpoint protein. NCBI's taxonomy places the organism in Eukaryota, Metazoa, Chordata, Actinopteri, Cichliformes, Cichlidae. The transcript has 8 exons. The coding region runs from base 167 to 1147 and encodes 326 amino acids. The record is from RefSeq and is a predicted model, not a curated record. Gene Ontology annotation, molecular function: protein binding.